CAGUUACAGCAGAAGAAGAGGAGAAGACAACCAGAGCAUCACCUCACUAUGUGUCCUCGUGCAAAUGUGUGUGUCAGCUGGGUCGCGUGCAUCCUGCUGGUUGUAUGUUUGGGCGCGAUGGUGGAAGGAUAUCCGACAAAGCCAGAGAACCCCGGAGAGGACGCACCUGUAGAGGAACUAGCCAAGUAUUACUCCACGUUGAGACACUACAUCAACCUCAUCACGAGGCAGAGGUAUGGCAAACGGUCCAACACGGAGGCCUUAACCCCUGACCUGCUGUUUGGAGAGGCAGAAAUGCAACUGCAGACCAGAUCUGAUGACCCGCUGAUGUGGUGAUGUCAGUGUAAACAAAUCUCUACGCAUGUUCAGUCAACAUUUCCAUCACUGUUAGAAGCAAUAACCUCUGACCUCAUCAAAAAUGUCAACUUCAUGACUCUAUUGAACUUCUUGUGAUCUUGCAUGUGGUCCAUCUUUCGCAAGCAUCAAAGUAGAUCAAACUAAUUAAAGUAGUUAAAGAGUAAGUAACAGUUUAAGUCUGUUCAGGACAUGGCUGUGAUUGCAUUGUUUUCAUCUACUGAAGGUCUCAUGAGAUCACAAAACCUCAGCAUCCCCAGACUUCCUGUAUGUAUUUAAUGUAGACCUUGUUACUGCACCA
Neoarius graeffei (lesser salmon catfish) is the source of this 655-nucleotide messenger RNA. RefSeq names its product neuropeptide Y (gene npy). The transcript has 4 exons. Gene Ontology annotation, molecular function: neuropeptide hormone activity; neuropeptide Y receptor binding. Lineage: Eukaryota; Metazoa; Chordata; Actinopteri; Siluriformes; Ariidae. Gene Ontology annotation, biological process: neuropeptide signaling pathway; feeding behavior. Gene Ontology annotation, cellular component: extracellular region. The record is from RefSeq and is a predicted model, not a curated record. Bases 49 to 336 code for a protein of 95 amino acids.